Molecule: messenger RNA, 695 nt
Organism: Macroventuria anomochaeta
Lineage: Eukaryota; Fungi; Ascomycota; Dothideomycetes; Pleosporales; Didymellaceae
Exons: 1
Coding region: 261-626 (121 amino acids)
Source: RefSeq, a predicted model, not a curated record
AUACCCAACGGCUUAUUGUGGCUUUUUUUGGGUCAAAGAGACUGAGGCGUUCGUACCGCAAUCGUUGGAAGCACGAUCGAAGUAUCAACGCAAGGCUGGAAGCAGGACGAGCAGAAAGGCGCUGACCGGUUCUCGGCUCGGUUCUUUCCUCGAUUCCUCCGUGUGCAUCGCCACCUGCACGUUGCAGCGUCAUUUGCGAGUACCACAGCAUUCGGCUACCUGCGAAGACAUUCAUCGCGUGUACAGCAAACUUUGAAGGCAUGUCUUGCAUCUGGAAGCAUGCAGCCAAUGGCUUUGCGACGCCCAAUCUUCCGUGUCGCUUUCGAGACCCCUAUUUCAUACAUCGCACGAGGUACAACGCUCAAGCAAUGCACAAGGUCUUGGACAGCAGUAAGCGUUGUCUGCAUACGUACAGCAGGCCCAUGUUAAUCGCUUACCGUGUACCUGUCACUGCCAUGGCUAGUCUAGGAAUGGCAGCUCAAACCACGUUCCACUUUGCAUCGAUGAAGGCCACGGUGUCCGCGGCCAGUCAUUCGAGACAUGGCGACCCAGGUGGGAUCGAUGGUUUCAAUAUCAGACUCAUUGGCGCGGGACUGCCAUACCUCAAGCCGAUCCCACGAUCUUAAGAUCACUUAUGGCUCGCAGCGAUAGACGUCGUGACUGGUGCCUGGAUAUGCAUGUCAUGGAAAAAGCAC